AUAGCUGCCGCUUUUCAGUCCCUUAGCAUUUGUUUAUCUUUGAUCUCUUUCUCUCUCUAGAUCUAUAGCUAAUACCUUUUGGUUUCUCUCUCUAAAACUAUGAGUCCUGUUUACUUGAAUCCACAAUCCUCUUCUCCUAUACCUUUCUUAGACAUGAAAGGUGAUCAACAACAUACCUUUCAAGUUUUUGGUUACUUACAUGAUGAUCAUCUUGGUAAUAGUAAUACUAAUACUAAUAAUUCCUCUUUUUCAUACCAUACCUACGAUGAAGUCUUGUCCUUAAAUUCUUCAAGUCACAAACAAGAGAAUAAGGUUGAAAAGCUAGUUUUGUCACAAGAGAUGAAAGCAAGUGAUCUAGGGCGACCAUGUUCAUCAUGGCUUCAAACAACACUUAGAGAUGAAAAUGGGUGUAAUACUUAUGCUUAUUCAAUCAAUCUUGAAGAAGAACAAAAAAAUGAAAGUGUAAACUAUGAUGAUCAAAAAUACUCUAGAAAAUGGAAGCCAUCAAAGGUAAGGAUAAUGCAGAAAAUGAUGGGAAAUUCUAAAAACUCACGAGAUCAAAAUAAUAGUAAUAAUAAGCAACAAAUAGUUGAUCAUGAUCAUCUUGCCAAACGCCAAACUAGUGAUGGGGUUAGAGUUUGCACCGAUUGUCACACUACUACUACCCCACUUUGGAGGAGUGGACCUCAAGGCCCUAAGUCUCUUUGCAAUGCUUGUGGGAUAAGACAAAGAAAAGCUAGAAGGGCAGCAAUGGCGGCAGCAGCAGCAGCAGGAUUUAGCAGUGAUACAAUGGUAACAUCCACACCACCGCCCGUCCAAUCUCCAAAACCUAAGCUUGAAACAAUGAUGAAAACCCAAAAAGCAAUAGAUAAUCUUGAUAAAAGCCAUACUUUACCCCUUAAGAAAAGAACCAAAAUCAUUAAUGCUAAUAAGAAUAAUUAUGCUCAUAAUUAUUCUUAUAAUAAUAAUAAUUCUAAAAAGAUUUGCUUUGAGGAUUUUGCAUUAAGCUCAAACAAGGAUUAUAUUAACCCUAAUCCUAAAAAAUCUUUCCCAAGAGAUGAAGAAGAAGGUGCUAUACUAUUAAUGGCACUUUCUUGUGGUUUAGCUUGCUCAUCUUACUAGUAAUGUAUUUGAGGGAGUGAUUAGUGCAUUUUAUUAAAAUUUAUUAUUAGUGUGUUUUAAUUAGUUUGCAUUGUUUUUAUUGAAUUUGAUCAAGGAAUAAUUAAAGUAAGUGUGAGAAUAGAAAAGGUAGACAUCUACCAAGUUAAGCUACUUAGGCAUAGGAGGAUAGUGAACAUGGGUUUUGUGCUUAUUAACUAAGUUGUGAGAUGAUCAAGAUAAAAUCUUGAUUUAGUAGUACAAGCUUUUUGUUCGUAAUAAUAAGAUUCAUAAGAGUAAAUUUUGUUAUACUAAAGCAUUAUCAUUAUUAUUUGUUACUCACCCUUUUGGGUUUGUCCUCUUUUUAAUGAAUACCAAGUUUAAUAUUCA
This is a messenger RNA of Amaranthus tricolor (Joseph's coat), 1488 nucleotides long. Its product is annotated as putative GATA transcription factor 22. Gene Ontology annotation, biological process: regulation of DNA-templated transcription. The record is from RefSeq and is a predicted model, not a curated record. The transcript has 3 exons. NCBI's taxonomy places the organism in Eukaryota, Viridiplantae, Streptophyta, Magnoliopsida, Caryophyllales, Amaranthaceae. The coding region runs from base 100 to 1122 and encodes 340 amino acids. Gene Ontology annotation, molecular function: zinc ion binding; sequence-specific DNA binding.